AUGGAGGAAAGUAGCGACAAUUCUGACGCUCUAAGCUUCACCCCGCUAGGUUCUGGACAAGAAGUCGGAAGAUCAUGUCACUUGCUGGAGUACAAAGGAAAACGGGUUAUGCUUGAUUGCGGAGUUCAUCCAGGACUUCAUGGUGUGGACGCUCUCCCAUUCGUCGACUUUGUGGAAAUCGAAAACAUCGACCUUCUACUUAUCACCCAUUUCCAUUUGGACCAUUGUGGUGCCCUACCGUGGCUUCUGCAGAAAACUGCGUUCCGUGGAAAAUGCUUUAUGACGCAUGCAACAAAAGCCAUCUAUAGAAUGCUUCUAGGAGAUUAUGUUAGAAUUUCUAAAUAUGGCGGGGCAGAUCGUAAUCAGUUGUACACAGAAGAUGAUCUAGAGAAAAGCAUGGCUAAAAUCGAGACGAUUGACUUCCGGGAGCAGAAAGAAGUGAACGGAAUUCGAUUCUGGCCUUACGUAGCUGGUCAUGUUCUUGGUGCAUGUCAAUUCAUGAUCGAAAUUGCUGGAGUACGAGUACUGUAUACCGGAGAUUUUUCGUGUCUGGAAGAUCGGCAUUUGUGUGCUGCUGAGAUUCCACCAGUUUCGCCUCAAGUUUUAAUCACAGAAUCAACAUAUGGAACACAAACACAUGAGGAUCGAUCUGUCCGAGAAAAACGGUUCACUCAAAUGGUGCAUGAUAUCGUCACAAGAGGUGGCAGAUGCUUGAUUCCAGCUUUUGCUAUAGGACCUGCUCAAGAGCUCAUGCUCAUACUAGACGAAUAUUGGGAAGCACAUCAAGAACUUCAUGAUAUCCCUGUCUACUAUGCAUCAUCCCUUGCGAAAAAGUGCAUGUCCGUUUAUCAGACAUUUGUGAAUGGAAUGAAUUCGAGAAUUCAAAAGCAGAUUGCUAUAAAGAAUCCAUUCAUUUUCAAGCAUGUAUCAACACUUCGGGGAAUGGAUCAGUUUGAAGAUGCUGGACCAUGUGUUGUAUUGGCGACACCUGGAAUGUUGCAGAGUGGAUUCAGCAGAGAACUGUUUGAGAAUUGGUGUUCUGAUUCGAAGAAUGGAUGUAUCAUUGCUGGAUAUUGUGUGGAAGGAACACUAGCUAAGCAUAUCUUGACUGAACCCGAAGAAAUUGUUUCUUUGAGUGGAGAAAAGCUUCCAAUGAGAAUGCAAGUUGGAUAUGUUUCGUUUUCUGCGCACACCGAUUUCAAUCAAACUUCGAAUUUUGUAAAAACGCUGAAACCUCCUCAUUUGCCGUCUCAAAGCAGGAAUCGAACGAUUGUUCCAAGACAUAAAUAUUCCAAUCGAGGUUUGUUCGAAAGAAUGCUAGGUCGAUAUCAUAAUUUGUUUCAGGUACAUAAUCCUCGCAACACUGAACGAUUGGAACUCCAGUUCAGAGGUGAAAAAACAGCCAAAGUGAUUGGAAAGCUCGCAGAGAGAAUGCCAGAGAACAAUAAGAUUAUCAGUGGAGUACUUGUGAAAAACAACUUUUCCUAUUCCUUGAUGGCUAAAGAUGAACUUGGAUCCUAUACUUCUCUCCGUACUUCAAGUUUGGAACAAAAAAUGUCGGUUCAUUAUUCCAACUCAUUACGAUUACUCAUCUUCAACUUGAAUCAACUGAAUGAUGAUGCUACUUUGACACAAAACGUAAAAGUUAAAGAAAUGCUGAAGAAGGGGAGUGUGACUCAUGUGAUUAGCGUUUUCGGAGUAAGUUUAUGUCUCGUUUCAAUAGCUAUUAAUUGUUUAUUCUUUCAGGGAAAAGUUAUAGUAUCAUAUUACGGUAAUGAUUCCGUGGCUGUAGUCAGAUGGGAGUCCAAUCCAGUAUCAGACAUGUAUUCGGACUCUGUUAUGGCUGCAAUUUUGCACGCACAAUCCAACCCAGUUCCUGAUAAAUAUUUGCCAUCAAGUUCAUCGUUCCCACCUCUUACCACUGCAUUAGAAGGAAUGGUGAAGCAUAUUUGUGGAGAUGAAGUUUCUUUGGUUUCAAGUGAACGCGGACUAUUGGCAUGUUUCGAAGAAGAUGGUAGACGUCUACCCAUUGAAGGAAACCCGGACGGCCCUCCAACCAUGGGUGGUGAUGAUCCGAUGGACGAUCCAACUACCUCCCAUCUGCUACAAGGACUGACAGAAAAAUUUAAACAGAUUGUGACCACAAACAAUGAAUUCGAUCACCUAGAUGAUAUGGAGUAUUAG
This is a messenger RNA of Caenorhabditis briggsae, 2184 nucleotides long. It is a transcript of the gene Cbr-cpsf-3, whose product is annotated as Protein CBR-CPSF-3. Gene Ontology annotation, biological process: mRNA 3'-end processing by stem-loop binding and cleavage. Lineage: Eukaryota; Metazoa; Nematoda; Chromadorea; Rhabditida; Rhabditidae. Gene Ontology annotation, cellular component: mRNA cleavage and polyadenylation specificity factor complex. The record is from RefSeq and is a predicted model, not a curated record. The coding region runs from base 1 to 2184 and encodes 727 amino acids. The transcript has 9 exons. Gene Ontology annotation, molecular function: RNA endonuclease activity; 5'-3' exonuclease activity; RNA binding.